This is a messenger RNA of Penicillium alfredii, 1284 nucleotides long. RefSeq names its product putative DNA damage-inducible v-SNARE binding protein Ddi1 (gene ddiA). The transcript is spliced from 2 exons. NCBI's taxonomy places the organism in Eukaryota, Fungi, Ascomycota, Eurotiomycetes, Eurotiales, Aspergillaceae. Gene Ontology annotation, molecular function: protein binding; aspartic-type endopeptidase activity. The record is from RefSeq and is a predicted model, not a curated record. The coding region runs from base 1 to 1284 and encodes 427 amino acids. Gene Ontology annotation, biological process: proteolysis.
AUGCGGAUCACCGUCAGCGUCAUCCGCCCCGAGGCGGACUCCGACAUCAUCACCCUGGACGUCGGCGGCGACAUGACGAUCGAGCUCCUCAAAGCCAUAGUCCAAAGCGAGACCGCCAUCCCCCCCGAAGCCCAACAACUCGUCUACAACAACGCCCUCCUCCAGAACCCCGCCCAAACCCUCGACCAGAUCGGCAUCGCCGAGGGCGACAUGCUAGGUGUCCACGUUACGCUGCGUGGUCCCCCCCAGCCCGCCCCCAACGCCGGGCCCAGCUCGGCCCCGCGCCAGAACCUGCCACCCCCGGCCGGCAUGCCCGACCCCGAGACGAUCCGGCUCCAUAUUCUCGGGGACCCGCGCGUGCGCGACGCCGUCCGACGUCAGAACCCCGAACUGGCCGAGGCGGCCGAUAACGCCCAGCGGUUCCGCGAGGUGCUGCUCCGUCAGCAACAGCGGGAGGCGCAGCAGGAGGCAGAGAAGGAGGCCCGCAUUGCGAUGCUCAAUGCUGACCCCUUCAAUCCGGAUAACCAGCGGGAAAUCGAGGAGAUCAUUCGCCAGAAUGCCGUGACGGAGAACCUGCACAACGCCAUGGAACAUCAUCCGGAGUCCUUCGGUCGCGUGACUAUGCUCUACAUCCCCGUCGAAGUCAACGGCCACCGGCUCAACGCAUUUGUCGAUUCGGGUGCACAGGUCACAAUCAUGUCGCCCCAGUGUGCAGUAGCCUGCAACAUCAUGCGGCUAGUCGACCGACGCUACGGCGGCAUCGCCAAGGGCGUAGGAACAGCCCCGAUCCUGGGACGAGUGCAUUCGGCGCAGAUCAAGAUCGGGGAGAUGUUCCUGCCGUGCUCGUUCACCGUCAUGGAGGGGAAACAAAUUGAUCUGUUGCUCGGGCUGGAUAUGCUGCGACGGCACCAGGCCUGCAUCGACCUCAAGCGCGGGGCCCUCGUCAUCCAGGACCAGGCGGUGCCGUUCCUGGGCGAGGCCGAUAUCCCCAAACACCUGACCGAGGAGUUUGAGGACGAGCCGACGGUUAAGGGCAGCGAUGGCGCCGAGGUCGGUGCCCGAACCGGGGCCGUUACCCACCAAGCUGCCGGGCAAGAUGCCGGCAACGAGACCGGCUCAGGCUCGGGGCCGCCCAAGAUCAACAUCCGGCCGGCCCCUGCGUCGCGCUGGCCCCAGGAUUCGAUCGCCAAGAUCACCGAACUUGGGUUCACGCGCGAAGAAGCGGUGCGGGCUCUGGAUGCGGCCAAUGGGGACUUGGAUCAUGCUAUCGGCUUUUUGAUCUAA